Tricharina praecox is the source of this 2056-nucleotide messenger RNA. RefSeq names its product cytochrome P450. Gene Ontology annotation, molecular function: oxidoreductase activity, acting on paired donors, with incorporation or reduction of molecular oxygen; iron ion binding; monooxygenase activity. The transcript is spliced from 6 exons. The coding region runs from base 140 to 1984 and encodes 614 amino acids. The record is from RefSeq and is a predicted model, not a curated record. NCBI's taxonomy places the organism in Eukaryota, Fungi, Ascomycota, Pezizomycetes, Pezizales, Pyronemataceae.
GUGUAUUCCUGCCACCGUCGUGAUCCCACCGCACCCGUCCGCAAAGUGCAAACCCAGAUUCUCCCCUCCACCCCCUCCACCGCCAAAACCCAAAACCCAAAAACCAACACCACGGACCAGCGGUCAUGCGCACGCGCGUAUGCAGCUCCUUCUCGGAACGGAGCGACGGCUGCUGCGAGCCGAUGUGCACUCACCAACCACGGUAACUAGUGCACAUUCAUGCAUGCGCCAGGAAUCGGGACGUAGGCGAGGUGGCCGUGACAACCACGGAUUCUUCACGAUUGCAGGAGCUAAGAAGGUGCUGUCUACGUGGACGUGGAUGCGGGAGACGACCUUGGUUACUAGGCGUCUGAUAGCUACUCUACAUAAACCUCCCUCGCCCGCCGCCGUUGCCAGUAUCGGCCACUCCACACCAACAUUCCACCGCACAACGAUGGCAGCCCUCGCCGACCUGCUACGCUACAUCGACCUCUGGGUCCUGCUGUACACCUGGGCGGUCGUGUACGGCCUAAUCGUCGUCCGCCGCGUAUGGUUCCACCCGCUCUCGCACGUUCCCGGGCCUCCGCUCGCCGCCGCGACAUAUAUGUACUUUUCGUGGUACCAGGUGCUCCAAGACGGGGCCAUGUGGCAGCAGCUGCCGGCGCUGCAUGAGAAAUAUGGCCCCGCCGUACGCAUCAGCCCGACCGAUGUCGAUAUCAUGGAGCCUGAGUUGUACCAUCAAGUCUUCGGCCUACAGACGACAUACCUCAAAGACCACAACAUGUACAAGCUCACCGGUCUCUCGCGGUCGAGCGCUUUGACGUGCGACCCGGUGGAGCACCGGGCGCGUCGCAGCCUAGUCAACCCGUUCUUCUCGAAAAAAGCGAUCAACGACGCGUGUUCGACGGUGCUAUCACCGAUCAUCGAGAACUUCUGCGACAAGCUGGACGCCUUCUGCGCUUCGGGGGCGCCGGUGCCGCUGGCAAACGGCUUCUACUGCGUCACGGUAGAUAUCAUCUCGCAGUACUGCUUCGGCCGCUGCUGGAAUAUGCUCGAUGAGCCGAACUUUACGAGUGACUGGGUCGAGAGCGUGCUCAGCAUUAGCGAUGGGAUCAAUAUUAGACUGCAUUUUCCGAUGCUUACGAAUGUGCUGCUGUUUGUGUCGCAGUUCGUACCCAGCCUUGUCCCGCUCGCUUAUAAAAGGCUGAUGGAGGAAUGUCAAACCCUGGUGCGGGCCUCAAUCGCCUCCGUGGCUUCCGCACGCACCUCGGGCGCACCCCGCAAGGCCCGCCCGUCCACGGUAAUCGAGGCGAUAAUCGACCCCCCGCCCUCCUCGUCAUCAUCGAAGGAAGCAUUCGUGACUCCCUUCCAAGACCUGGUGGAAGAGGCCGUGGCCCUGACCUCGGCCGGAACCGACAGCACCAGCAACUGCCUGCAGUACUGCGUAUGGCACUUCCUCACUAAACCCGAGGUGCGCGCGCGGCUGCUGGUGGAGCUCGAUGCUGUCGAGAGGGAUGCGGACGGCAGGUUUAGCCUCGCGAGGUUAGAGGGGUUGGCGUAUUUCACUGGUUUCCUCCAAGAAGUCCUCCGCUACAACCACAUCGCGCCCACCCGCCUUCCGCGCGUCGUGCCCACAGGCGGCCUGACGAUCCCGUCUACCGGGCUGCACCUCCCCCAGGGCACUAGCAUCGCGUUCUAUAUCACGCUGAUACAUAUGGACCCGCGAUUGUUCGAGAGCCCGGAGGAGUUUCGGCCUGAACGCUGGAUGGGCGAGGAGGGGAAGGUGUUGAAUAAGUGGUUGGUCAGCUUUAGUAAGGGUGAUAGAGGGUGUUUGGGGGUUAAUCUGGCGUAUGCGGAGUUGUACCUUGUCCUGGCGAACCUACUGACGAGGUAUGAGAUCGAGCUGUGGGAGACGAAUAGCGAGAGGAUGGAGUGGUCGGAUCAUGGCGUGGCGAGACCGAAGGAGAGGAUUCAGGUUAAGGUUAGGAGGAGGGUUAAGGCGUAGGUACUUGGUCAGGAAGUCGGUCGGUCGGUCAUAAAGUGGUACUCGAUGAAUUAUAUCCCAUGAUGAUUCCAG